This is a messenger RNA of Didymodactylos carnosus, 1101 nucleotides long. The record is from the annotation of a GenBank genome assembly. NCBI's taxonomy places the organism in Eukaryota, Metazoa, Rotifera, Eurotatoria, Philodinida, Philodinidae.
AUGUCAAAAAUAAAAGAUGAACGAUAUAAUUAUAUAUCUUAUGUUGGACCAAAAGAAGAUGAAGAAAUAGUCGAAAAUUUUAAAAUUCGUUGGUCAAGAGUGACUCCGUCUGAUGCUAACAUUACAUUGGAUAAGUUUCAAUUAAUUCGAACACUAGGACGCGGAAGUUUUGGUCGAGUUAUUUUAGCAUUGUUAAAAGCAGAAAAUGCAGCAAAAGUUGUUGGUGCAGAUGGAAAUAAAUUUUUUGCUAUUAAAGUGAUGGACAAAACGAAAUUGGUUCGCUACAAACAAAUUGAUCAUACAUUGAAUGAGCGAAGGGAUAAUUCCUAUGUUUACCUUUCAAUUGAGUAUAUAACUGGAGGAGAUAUGUUUUCAUAUUUAAGACGUGUGACAAAAUUUAAUGAAAAACAAGCAAAAUUUUAUGCGGCACAAAUCUAUUUAGUAUUUGAAUAUUUGCACUAUUUUGAUAUUUUAUAUCGGGAUUUAAAACCUGAAAAUAUUCUCAUUUCCGAAAACGGUUAUCUAAAAGUAACAGAUUUUGGAUUUGCUAAACAUGUUUCUGGACGAACAUAUACUCUCUGCGGCACGCCAGACUAUUUGCCACCUGAAAUAAUCAAACAUAAAGGAUAUGCCAAGUCUGUCGAUUGGUGGACAUUUGGAAUAUUAGCAUUUGAAAUGGUCGGUGGUCAACCGCCCUUUUCUGGAAAGGAUCACAUCCAGCUAUAUGAAGCGAUUGUAAAUCAACGUUUUACAUCACCAAAUUAUUUUUCAGUUGAAUUGACCGAUAUGAUUCGGAAACUACUGGUUGUCGAUGUUAGUACACGUUUAGGUUGUAUGGCAAAUGGAAACAAAGAUAUUCAAAGUCAUUCAUGGUUUGAUAAUAUUAAUUUUGCUCGUAUUUAUCAUCAACAAGAACAACCUCAAUAUAAGUAUGUAUUUUUUAUCAACAUUUUUAAAUUAAUCACAGUUUUAGAAAUGUUUUUCUUUCUUGUAAGACCACCAAGAAAAGAUCCAUUAGAUCCAUCUACUUUAAACCAUGCCGAAGAACCUGUACGUGUUUCGCGACAUCAUUUACACGAAGAAGAAUUUAAAGGAUUUUAG